Trifolium pratense (red clover) is the source of this 2362-nucleotide messenger RNA. RefSeq lists its product as uncharacterized. Gene Ontology annotation, cellular component: chloroplast. The record is from RefSeq and is a predicted model, not a curated record. Gene Ontology annotation, molecular function: double-stranded DNA binding. NCBI's taxonomy places the organism in Eukaryota, Viridiplantae, Streptophyta, Magnoliopsida, Fabales, Fabaceae. The coding region runs from base 167 to 2110 and encodes 647 amino acids. The transcript has 4 exons. Gene Ontology annotation, biological process: chloroplast organization; regulation of DNA-templated transcription.
CUCAUCCGUCCCAUAUUAUCUUAAGUUGAUAAGGGUGACCUCAAAAAUCGAAAAAUCUUUGGCAUUUCCAUCUUCUACUAUGAACAUCACUACAAGAAGAAAUUCGAAGCGUUUUGCAUGAAUCCAAACAUCAAUGAUCAAAUACCACUUCAGACUCUGGUAAGACAUGUUGUUUACUGAUUCAAUGUUGAAAUUCAAUCUCUUUCAUGUUUUCACUCAUAGUACUACACUUCACUCUACUUUAACUGUUCAUUGCAGCAAUCAUUUUUCUAAUUUAUCUGUUUCUGUUUCCAACACAAAUCAAGAUGACUCUUUUAUGUUAUCAAACAUCAUUAACUCAGCUGGGUUGUCCCCUGAAACAACCCUUAAACUCACAAAAAGGUUGAAACUUAAAAAAUCUGAUGAUGGCCCAAAUGCUGUUAUUCAACUUCUCAGAAACCAUGGCUUCUCUGAUUCCCAAUUAUCAACCCUUGUUAAGAAACACCCUUUAGUGCUUUUAUCAAAACCUGAAAAUACCCUUUUGCCUAAAAUCAAGUUUUUUCUAUCCAUUGGGGUUUCAAUCACUGAUCUCCCCAAAUUCCUAAUUGGUAACAUUUCCUUUUUAAAAAGAAGUUUGGAGCAAAACAUUAUACCUCGUUAUCACAUUAUUAGGAGCCUUGUUCGCGAUGAUAAAGAGGUUGUUUCAGUUUUUAAGCGUCUGACAUGGAACUUUUACAAUCUUUCUAUGUUAAAUGAUUCUGUUCCGAACAUUGAGGUGUUGAGGAAGCUUGGUGUGCCUCAACGUUCCAUUUCCCUUUUGGUAUGCAAUUUUCCCUAUGUAGCAUUCACCAACCAGUCUAGAUUUGUUGAGGCUGUUAAUUUUGUCAAGGAAAUGGGGUUCGAUCCUUUGAAGUCGUAUUUUGUUUUGGCACUUCGAGUAAUUGUAAUGAUGGACAAAGAGACUUGGGAGUCAAAAUUGAAGAUUUUUGAGAGGUGGGGAUGGUCGAAAGAUAUCUGUGUUUCGGCUUUCCAAAAGUAUCCUCUGUAUAUGACGAUCUCAGAAAAAAAGAUUAUGAAAAUAAUGAACUUCUUGGUGAAAGAUAUGGGUCUUACCCCAGAAGACAUUGCUAGAAACCCUAAUAUUCUGAACCGCAACGUGGAGAAGACAUUAAUACCAAGAUGUGCAGUUGUUAAGGUUUUGAAGUCAAGGGGUUUGGUAAAGAGUGAUUUGCUCAUAGGUACAUUUCUUCAAAUAAGUGAGAAAACAUUUUUGGAGAGAUAUAUUACCCCUUUUCAGAAAGAUUUGCCAUUGGUAUUGGCUGUAUAUGAAGGUCAGAAGUUAGAUUUUUUCACUCAUACUUACAACACACUUCACUCUACUGUAACUGUUCAUUGCCGCAAUCAUUUUUCUAAUUUCUCUCUUUCUGUUUCCAACACAAAUCAAAAUGACUCCUUUAAGGUUUCAAGCAUCAUUAACUCAUCUGGGUUGUCCUCUGAAAAAGUUCUUAAACUCAAAAAUAGGUUGAAAUUCAGAAAAUCUGAUGAUGCCCCAAAUGCUGUAUUUCAACUUUUCAGAACUUAUGGCUUUUCUGCUUUCCAAUUAUCAAGACUUGUUAAGAAACACCCUUCAGUGCUUUUAUCAGAUCCUGAAAAUACCCUUUUGCCUAAAAUCGAGAGCUUUGUUCUCGACGAUAAAGAUGUAGUUUCAGUUUUUAAGCGUUGGACAUGUAACUUUUACUUUGGUUCCAUGGUUCAAAACAUUGAGGUUUUGAGGAAGCUUGGCUGGUCGAAAGAUGUGUGUCUUUUGGCGUUCCAUAAGCAACCUCGGUAUAUAACAGUCUCAGAAAAAAAGAUUAUGAAAAUAAUGAGUUUCUUGGUGAACGAUAUGGGUGUUCCACCAGAAGACAUUGCUAGCUGCCCUGUGAUUCUGACCCGUAACUUGGAGAAAAUUAUUGUCCCUAGAUGUGCAGUUGUUAAGAUUUUGAAGUCAAAGGGUUUGAUAAAGAGUGGUUUGCGCAUAAGUAGCUUUGUUAUCAUAAGUGAGAAAACAUUUUUGGAGAAAUAUGUUACCCCAUUUGAGAAAGAUUUGCCACUCUUAUUAGAUGGAUAUAAAGGUCACAAGUCAGAUUGAUCAUCUGCAUAGGAGAAGUUAACUAUUCAUUUUUAUGAUUUUCAUUUAUGGCUUACCUGUUUGUUUACUUGUUUUUAGCACUGAUUCUUCAACCUGUGUUUAUUUUGUUUCAUUUAGAUUUGAACUUCCAUAGAUAUCACUCAGUUUUUAUUAGUUAGGUUUAGCAAAGGUGUUUUUUUACCUUUUUCUUUAGUCUUUCUGUUAUGAGGGCAUCUAUGUAUUUAUAAUAACAAAGUUGAUUCCCAUAUUUUA